Molecule: messenger RNA, 5771 nt
Organism: Pristis pectinata (smalltooth sawfish)
Lineage: Eukaryota; Metazoa; Chordata; Chondrichthyes; Rhinopristiformes; Pristidae
Product: protein prune homolog 2-like
Exons: 13
Coding region: 356-2203 (615 amino acids)
Biological process (GO): apoptotic process
Cellular component (GO): cytoplasm
Source: RefSeq, a predicted model, not a curated record
CUCUGUUUCAGAGAGCAUUGCUGCAACAGAUAGGAUAAAAGGAAGUGAAUCAAGAGUGGAAAUUGCAGAGUGUUUGACAGAGUUCUGCAACAGAGGAAAUGAUCCAGUCUUGAAGCAAAGGUUUGAUAAUCAGUACAGCUUUUUGGUUUCUUCAGUCAGUUCACCAGCAUCCCCAACUGAGAUUAGUAGCAGUUCGGCAGAAGUUGAAUAUUUGCCUACACAUCAUACCAAUGUAAAUCCAAAUGAAUUGCAUAGCAAAGACAUUGGACUAGCUUCAAACAAGGACUUCAGUGCAGGAGAAAUAGACUACAUAACUUUAUCUGGGAAAGAGAGACCCUGUGAAAAAGCCGUGGGUAUGCAGGAGAACAAAAGCUUGGAGAUCGAAGAUGUAACUCCAGUGACUGCAAAGACAGACUUGCAAGAAGAUGUGCUUUCAACAUUUCCUUCAGAUUCAGUUGAACAAGUGCACACUGGAAAUGGAACUAGUGAAGUUGAGAAAUUUUCCACUGAAACCCUUUCUGCAUACAAUACCUCAGAUGCCCAUUUUGCGACAAACCAUGGUCAGGAUGUAGGGGAAGGACAUUUAGAUGAAAAAAGAACUGAAACUCAACAAGGCAAAGGAGAAAUGGAUGCAAAUGAUCUAGAUGCCUCAUCGGAUGAAAGUUCUAGUAGGACAGAAAUGAGCAUAUCUGGUUCAGAGAAUUCUGUUAAAGAACUAAAAGCAGCAAGACCUCUAAAUGAUGAGACAUUUAGAGAAAAAUCUGAAGAAUCUAAGAGUGAGCACUAUGUAAUAUGUCAAAUAUCAUCAGAAACAAAACACACAAAUCAUACCAAUAAGACAGUAUUCACAGACGAUCUAAGCAAUGCAGAAAGUGAGACCACUGCAUUUCAGCUCUCCUCGAGAGAUGACAAAUUUUCAUCUGAAGACUUAAAAGAUGGUGUAAAGAUGGCAGACCAGGUUUAUUCAGAAUCAUCUGGAAAUGAACCAAAAAAGGAAGAGAUUUUGGCUGAAAAGAGUGAAUCGUCUGAAGUAAGUUCCUUAAAAUUUGUGCAAGAGCAAUUAUCUCCAAGUUCUGAGUUGGUGGCACAAGAAACUGUUCAUGAACACACUGAGGAAGUAAUAGAACAGUUCCCAUGUGAAGAAUAUGCAAGAUCAGUGACAGAGGAUGUGGGAAUGGACAUCCCCUUUGAUGAGGGUGUGCUAAGUCCCUUAGCUGAAGAAAGCAGACCUGCACCACCUAAUUCCUUGGAUCUCAAUGGAACCCACCCUGGAAAGAAAAAGCUUAUAGCUCCUGAAAUCAGUCUUUCACUUGACCAAAGUGAAGGCUCAGUACUUUCUGACGAUAACCUUGAUACUCCCGAAGAUCUUGACAUCAAUGUAGAUGACCUCGAGACUCCUGAUGAAGCAGAUUCGCUUGAAUAUUCAGGACAGGGUAAUGAACUGGAGUGGGAAGAUGAAACACCUAGCGCAAUCAAUACUGGAAGAGAAGUGGCAGAACCUAUACCAGAGUACACAGCUGAAGAGGAACGCACUGAUAACCGGUUAUGGAGAACUGUUGUCAUUGGGGAGCAAGAACACAGGAUUGACAUGAAAGCUAUUGAACCUUACAGAAAAGUUGUCUCUCAUGGGGGAUACUAUAGUGAUGGGCUCAAUGCCAUCAUUGUGUUCGCUGCAUGUUUCCUGCCAGAGAGCAGCAGACCAGACUACAAUUAUAUUAUGGAGAAUCUCUUUUUGUAUGUGAUAAGUACUUUAGAGCUCUUGGUAGCUGAGGACUACAUGAUCAUUUAUUUGAAUGGUGCAACUCCACGAAGAAAGAUGCCAGGCUUUAACUGGAUGAAAAAGUGCUAUCAAAUGAUUGACAGAAGGUUGAGGAAGAAUUUGAAAUCAUUUAUAAUCGUGCACCCAUCAUGGUUUAUCAGGACGAUACUGGCUGUGACUCGGCCUUUUAUUAGUUCAAAGUUCAGCAGUAAGAUAAAGUAUGUCAAUAGCCUGGCUGAGCUGGAGGAGCUGAUCCCCAUGCAACAUGUUCAGAUACCAGACACUAUAAGAAAGUAUGAAGAAGAAAAGUGUAUAAAAAGAAGGAUGAGAUUGGAUGAAGAACUAAAAGAAGCAUCAGACACAACAAACAGAUUGUCGAUUGAAUCAGAAGCAUCUUCAGAUGAACAAGUAGCUGAAACAACUCUUGAUAAACACAUGGAGUAACCAGUCAACAUGGAAUUCCAACUACCACAUAUAUUUUUGUUUCUGACUAGCGACAGCAACUCCUUCAUCACGUCCUGAUUUACCUGUUUACAUGUCGGUUGUUCAUGUUUAUGAAGUGUAACCUGUGAGUCAUAAAUUGAGACUAACAGUUGUGCCUGUGAAUAAAAUGUCAUAAAGAAUAUUGUGAUGAGUGGCAAUGAUAUGCAUCUACUUAACUGUUUAUUUCAAAAUAAUUGUACAUUUAAAAAGAACACUUCAGCAUUGCCAUAUUAAAGAGAAUCUUACGAUGCCAAACUAAAUAGUAGUGCCUCCUUUCAUCCAACCACCCCACUCCAUCACUGUGCCCAACAACUCCACAUCACUGUCUUUCCCAGUGAGCAUCAUUUUGUGAAAUUAGCCCUUUAGCACUUUCGCAUGAAAUCACAGGAGGAUGCCUCUGUAAUAGUUUGAGAUUAUUCCCUUCAAAAGUGAAACAAUCGAAGAGCUAUUAUUUAGAGCUCCAAAACAUUUAUAUGAAUUCUUCAAAAGCCAACGUAGACAUUUGCUUGACUAUCUCCUGAAGUAGUUAGACCAUAUGACACAUUUUAGGAAUUUUUGUUGUGCUGUCUUUGUAUAUAUCUUCAGGAAAAAAAAACUUGUUUGUGUAAUAGCUAAUGGGGGUGAUUUAUUUUCAGCUGACUGCUUUGCAGCAAACAAGAAACGUAUUCCUAUCAAAAUACUUUACAGCAUAGUUAUUUGCAAAGCAUUUUUAAAGUUGUUUCAUAGUCACUUACUGCUACCUACUUUAUUUGAGAGAUUGGGGUCAUCUGUAUCUCAACAUUAUCGUAUAAUAUCCUGUUCACUUGUAUCUUCUGGCCCUAACUAUUCCACAUCUCUGCAAAGACAGCUAGUGAACUGGAACUUUAAUCAAAAGUACAGUUAGAAAGACAUCUCUCAUAUUUACAACCUCAAAACUAGCAAAUCCAUGAAAUUAUAUUCAUUUGUACUAGCUUUUUUUCAAAUAAUCACAGUGGCAAUCUUAGUUUGGAUGAAAUACAUACAUUUAAAUGGAAUUAAAAACAGCUAAUCCUAAUCAUAAUUCAUUCAAUGCAUGACAAUUUGAUGCUUUUAUUCCCACUAUUUUAUUGUAGACUGAAAAACAAAAAAGAUUUUGCAAUUUUUUGCCUAGCUUAUUGUUUCAAUCAUCCAUCACCUUGAAUUAGUCAAGUAUCAUCAAACUUCUUCCAUUGCCUGGUCAAAAUCCUGUUACUCUCUAGUUAACUGCACUAUUGAAGAACCUUCACCACCUGGAUAACUGUAGUUAAAGAAGGAGUCCCAUGCUUCUUCAAGCCAACUAGGUUUGGCAAUGCACCGGUGAUGCUCGCAUCUCAGGGUAUAAACAUCCCUUUUCCUUCCUUUUAACCUUGAGAUUUUUGUAGAUAAAAAUCAACCUGUUAUUCCAAAGAAUUUUUCUAGCUAGUUGAGAAAACAAAACAUACUUGAGAUUACCAAACCUAACAACUUUGAUUUUUGUGGUCAUGUUGAGAUAUCCAAGCUGAACUCUAUUUCUUUUCACCUUAAUGUAUUGCUAGACCUAUUGGGCUGCUUUUAAUCAAGUUUACCAAGGGGAAAAAUUAAUUGCACAAUAACCAGAAGCAAAACAAAUAAUGGUAUAAUUAACUAAUCGACGUUAGGUAGGCAUAAAUAUAGGAAUUCUUCAUUGGUAAGUUUUUUGCUUGUGGGAAAUUAUUAAUGCAGUAAGAUUAGAUACAGAUGAAUUAAAUAGCAAAAAGCACUGCUUUUCUAUCUUAAUUGUACCUUCUAUAAAAUAGAUUACAACAAAUAGCAUACUUUGUAAACCAUGAGAGCAUUUACUGUCAUAUACACUGGGUGAAUGGAAGUUUGGAACAGGUUAUUUCCUUUCAUGUCAAAUUUUGGAUUUUUUUUUACAGCUUCUGCAUUAUUUAUUCCUAUAAAUGAAACAGUGAUACCUGUACAAUGAUAUUAAACAAUUAAAAUACUAUCUAAGUAAAUUAGAAUUACUUCUUUCCUUGAGAGAGGUAGGCUGCAAUUAAUAUUAUUGUCAAUGUGGAGCAAAGUAGUGUUCUGAAAAUAUUAGUGACUACAGAGCAUAAUGUUUUCUUUCAAAAUAUUUUAUUAGGAUGCCAUCUCUGCACUCUCAUACAUUGCCGUUUUAUUAAUUAUUUAGUUUGACCCACCAUUGCCUUUUCCUUUCCACAGCAGUAUGGUUCAGAUGGACAAUUCACCUGCACAUAGAUUCAUUCAAUUUAAUAUUUUCUCAGCAAAUAUUAAUGUCGUACCUUAAGAUUUAUGUGAUACUGUUUUACCAUUCAAAAAAUUCUGAAAGAUCCUGCAUGGAGAGCCAUUGUGUUCUGCAAAGGAUUACAAUACAUAUGUGUUUGGUUUCAUUGUUUUCAUUGUGAAAUGGCCUAAUUGAAUCCACUUCCAUGACCCAUUCAUUCGCCAAAUGAAUGUUUAGAGCCCCUUUUCUCAAAUGUAUUUAUUUCAAAACAUCACCCUCACCAUAGCUAUCUACAAAAAUCCAAUGUGUUUUUAAAAAUCAGAUCUCUCUGAGAUAUUCCCGUCAAUUCAAAGUUUAUGGGCAAGCUUCCAGCACAUUUCCCUUUACAAGUAACCUGUCAGAUUGAUGGCAAAUCUACAUGCCAAUUAAUAAACUAUUUUUGACUCUAAUAUGAGAUGGAAUCCAAUGUAUGUUUUGAAGAGUAUAAUGGAGUUCCAGUUUUCUGUAGCUAAAUUCUAAAUUCUCCAACUUUUUCCAUUUACAGGUUUAUGAUCAUUAGAUUAUUGUAAAUAAAAACCAAAAGCAGAAAUGGUUUUAUUGUAUCAUGAUAUUAAUGUUACUUCAUAAAUGACCUUAGCUUUUGGUAGAAAAUCCAUUGGAGUUUACAAUAACAAUCAAGUUGAAUAUUACCUAUGAUGUGUUCCAUAGUAAUUUAUUUAUGUUAAAAUUUGUCUAAGUGAGAUACACUGUCAUUCUGUACAAUUGACUAGGCAAUUUUAAUCAGCGAACUUUCUCUUUAUCAGGUUUAUAAACUAUCUAUGUGAUUGCAAAAAGGACAAAGCUGUUCCAGAAUGGUGAAUAAUUCCUAUAAGUGACUUAACAUUAUCAUUCUUUUUGUGCCGUAUUAGUGGCACAGAAUUUGGAAAGGUGUGGGUUAGUAGUGUUCAAUUUAACUCUGAUUCUAUAAGGUAGAUAUCUAUAUUAUCUUUUGUGACAUAGAGAUGUCGGAAUCUAAAAAAAAAAAUGCUGUUUUCAUAUAUGUUGGAGCUGUGUUAGGAAUUAAAGAUGCUCGGUAGUUAAGAGAACAUGUUCAUGCUGGGCAGUGGCUACAGUUUCAUUGGGAGGAAGAACACCACCUAAUGGAUUGCUUUAUUUCCUGCUUUGUCCCACUGCCACAGUCAAGCACGGACCUCUGUUAUAUUUACCCCUAAAGCAUUAAUACUUUGAAAAAUCAUGGUGAGGUGAUCCUUUAUGUAAAAAAAUGUGAAACUACAUAUCCUUACAAAGAAUGGUAAUUUGCACUAUUAAAUGCUGUGCUCUCCUAUC